AUGAUGUCUCUGGCCGAAUCUACCCAGCGUUCGUUGGAGGAGGAAUCGUUCAUCAUACUCGGGACCUCGCCAACACCCUCGAUGGUCAACUAUUCCCUCGCCCCGGUUUCCUCGCAGCCAGCAUCGGUGGUGGAGCGUGAAAUCGCAGACUCAGCAAAAUCUUUGGCGACACUCACAACUUCAGUGCACAAGAUGGAAAUUUCAACACAGCUCGAUUCCAACACGUACAGCCUGCUAACGAACGGCGGAACCGUUCUAAACGCAUCAUCCAUUGCACCACAAACAGCAAAAUCGUUCGAUGAAUCAUCAUCCCCAAAAGUGUCAAUGAUUGCAUCAACCGAAUCAAUGCACCAAGCGCCGCGCUCGGUGAAAGGUUCCCUGAAAAGCCUGCAAUCGAUCGAGAACAAGGAAAAUGUCCCGCGUGAUGGUCUGUUGGCCAGCUCCAUCCAGACUCCGACAGCCUCCUUCAUCCUGGGAGAAACACAAUCGAUACUGCAGCAGUUUCCCAGUUUGGCCCAUUCGUCGGUCUCUUUCGAGGAGGUUCAGUUGCUGCAGAAGCUUAGCAUGGAGCACAGCCAGCUGAAGGAAAGUCUGCAGCGGGCUAAUGUGGCGAUGCGUAAGAACUUCACGUCCAUACAGCAGCUGCAGGACGAAACAAAGGCACGGUACGCCGAACAGGACGCCUGCAUAGAGGAACAAAAGCUGAAAAUCGAACAGUUGUCAGCGGAAAAUAACCGGCUGGUGGCAGAAUUGGAGGCUUUCAGAGCUGCUGCGACUACGAAGGAAAACGAGCUGCAGAGUUCGUACAAAGAGCUGCAAGUGGAGUUGGAUGAAGUUGGUCGAGUGCGCGAAGUGGAACGCCAAUCGGCUCAGUCCGAAGUGGACGAACUGCGCAAGGAAUCAUCGGAACGGCAGGCUAUCAUACAGAAUCUGACCAAGCAUAUCGAACGCCUGGAACUACAAAUCAAAGGCUUUGUGGUGGUGAACAACAACAAACCCGAAAGUGACGAUGGAAAGGCGAGCUACGUUUCGGGAGAAACUCACAAACGCGAAAUGAAGCAGCUCGAGAGACGUUUGUCAAUGGAGGUGGCCAAGAAUUUGGAAUUUGAAGAUAUGCGAAAUGUCUACGUCGAUGAGAUUAACUGUCUCAAGGCAAACGUAAAAGCAGCCGAACAAAUUUAUGCAGCUACACGUGUCGAGACGCAAAAGCUGUUUGAUGACAUCAAGUCCCGUGACGAAAACAUAAAGCAACUGCGUGAGGAAAUUACCGGACUGCAGGAGCGGGUAGAGAUGCUGACAGUACAGUCAGACAUUUUCCAGAAAGAUUUCGAAGCCGAACGUACCGCCCGCGAAGAACUGGCAGGUGAAAAGAGUCGUAUUUUGGGCGAAUUCGAAGUAUUGCAGCGUCGCAAUGUGGAGCUGAAUGCGCAAGUUUCGCAAUCAGAAUCCGAACGCGAAGAAGCAGCGCAGCGCGCUGCAAUAAUGGUUCAGAAGGCUACAUCCAGCCAGAAGACGACGGAAAAUCGCAACACACCCGCCGACCAGUUGGUAGAGGAAGAGAAGGAACCGCACAGUUUGCUACGCUGUCCGCUGUGCCUGAAAGGGUACAAAGAUUUUAGUUCGUUGCAGAGCCAUGCGGCUGACUGUAUGGGUAUCGAUUAG
Molecule: messenger RNA, 1662 nt
Organism: Anopheles marshallii
Lineage: Eukaryota; Metazoa; Arthropoda; Insecta; Diptera; Culicidae
Gene: key
Product: NF-kappa-B essential modulator
Exons: 3
Coding region: 1-1662 (553 amino acids)
Biological process (GO): regulation of canonical NF-kappaB signal transduction
Cellular component (GO): cytoplasm; nucleus
Molecular function (GO): K63-linked polyubiquitin modification-dependent protein binding
Source: RefSeq, a predicted model, not a curated record